AUGGAGUGUCCUCAUGCCUAUUUAGAUACUCUCCACCCUCCCAGACCCAACCAGAGCGUCUACCGCGAAGACUGCACCCAGUGCUUCGAUUCCAUAGACGAUGAAGCUGGUCUCGACGUCUGCCUGCAUUGCUUCAAUGGCGGCUGCGCAGGGGACCGUAACCACUCUCUACUGCACUACUCCUCUACAAAACAUCCACUGGUCCUGAACAUUAAACGAAGCCGGAAACAAGUCCAACGAGAUGAACCCCCACCAAAGCUCACCAAACUCGCCAUUGCGGCGGAAACAGAGGAGGACAAGUAUGACACAGUCACAAGAGUCAAGUGCUAUGCAUGCCAAAUACAGGAUGUGAACAAGAACUCGGGGAAUUUGCCUGCAGUGGUGGACGGGGUCAUGAAGGCUAUGACCUUCGCUAAAUCAGAAGAAGUCAAGGCAUGGGAGCAGGAGUUUACGCCGUGCGAACAUACUCUUUGUCUGGAGCAGCAGCCUAGCCGGCAAAUUGAAUCACAGAACCUGGGAUCAUGUUCCAAGUGCGAUCUGAAGGAGAAUCUGUGGCUAUGCUUGGAAUGUGGCAACCUGGGUUGUGGCCGCGCACAGUUCGGUGGUAUUGGUGGCAACUCCCAUGGCCUGGAUCACGCAACAGAGACUGGUCAUGCUGUUGCAGUCAAACUUGGUUCCAUCACUCCAGAGGGGAAUGCCGACGUCUAUUGCUAUCAGUGUAACGAGGAACGGAUCGACACUGACCUGGCGAAGCACCUCGCUCACUGGGGCAUCAACAUUGCUGAACGGGAAAAGACUGAAAAGAGCCUCAUGGAGAUGCAGGUAGAGCAAAAUUUGAAAUGGGACUUCUCCAUGACAACAGAAGAUGGCAAAGAGCUAUCACCGCUCUUUGGACCGGGUCUCACAGGUCUGAAGAAUAUCGGCAACAGCUGCUAUCUUGCAAGCACGGUGCAAUGUUUGUUCGCAUUGCCAGACUUUCAACAGCGUUAUUACCACCCCAACGAACCGCCUCCAGCCACUGAACUUCCCGCCGAAGACCUAGAGACACAGUUGCGCAAGCUUGCUGAUGGAAUACUCUCUGGUCGCUAUUCUCGUCCCGAAAACAAUGUUCAUGCUGCUCCCGACAGCCCCGAAGUACCACACCAAAAGGGUCUUUCCCCGGCCAUGUUCAAACAUCUGAUCGGACGAGGACAUGAGGAGUUCUCGACCAUGAGACAACAGGACGCUUUUGAAUUGCUACUCCAUCUCUUUAAGCUCAUCAAUAUCUCCAAUGGCUCUCGCCCUUCGGAAGACCCUGUUCAGUCAUUUCGCUUCGCGAUGGAACAGCGCUUGCAGUGCCUGAAUUGCAAGCGAGUGCGAUAUCGAACCGACGAGCAAGAUAAUAUCUCUAUUCCUGUGCCGGUCAGGCGGAAGCCGGUGACCAACGGUGACAGUGGUGCAGCAGAUACAACGAAGGGUGCCGAAUUCGAGCCGGUCUCACUUAAGGAAUGCCUCGACAUCUUUACGGCCUCCACUUCCGUGGAGUUGACCUGCCCUGCUUGUGGUUCCAAGGGAGGAUUCUCGAAGUCAUCGAAAUUUAAGACGUUCCCUCGCAACCUCGCAAUCAAUCCUCUCCGCUUUGAGAUCAUCAACUGGGUGCCCACUAAACUCGACAUCCCUGUCCAGGUCUCAGAUGAACCGUUUGAUCUGAGCACGUACAAGUCUGCUGGACUGCAGCCGGGCGAAGAGGAACUACCUGAAGACGCAGAUGUGGGAGGGUCUACAUCGGCUUCUGCUGCUUUUGUCCCGAACGAGGCGGCCCUCGAGCAGCUUGCCUCAAUGGGCUUUCCUCUCGUACGAUGCGAAAAGGCACUUCACGCUACGGGCAAUGCAGAUGCCGAAGCAGCCAUGAACUGGCUGUUUUCACAUAUGGAUGACCCUGAUAUCGACGAACCUCUAAAUCUUGGUGGCGCCGACGCCGGUGGAACUGGCUCGAGCGACGAUGCUGACAAGAUUGCUCAGAUUGGUGACAUGGGAAUCAGUGUACCGCAGGCACGCAAAGCUCUACGAGAAUGCAACGGCGAUGUCAACCGAGCUCUGGACUGGGUCUUCAGCCAUCCAGAUGACCAAGGGGAUUUUGGCGAGGAUGUCCCUGCGGCACCCAGUCAACCAAAGGCACUCCCCGGCAGCGAUCAGCUUCCCGCCAAAUUUGAGCUCCAGAGCAUCGUCUGCCAUAAAGGCGCCAGCAUUCACGCCGGUCACUAUGUCGCAUUCAUUCGUGAGGUGAUCCCCGGCGAAGGCAAGGAACGACAGUGGGUUCUGUUCAAUGACGAGAAGGUCGUCAAGGCUGUGGACGUGGACGAAAUGAAGAAAUUCGCAUACAUUUACUUUUUCCGCAUGAUAUGA
Molecule: messenger RNA, 2385 nt
Organism: Fonsecaea erecta
Lineage: Eukaryota; Fungi; Ascomycota; Eurotiomycetes; Chaetothyriales; Herpotrichiellaceae
Exons: 1
Coding region: 1-2385 (794 amino acids)
Biological process (GO): protein deubiquitination
Molecular function (GO): zinc ion binding; cysteine-type deubiquitinase activity; protein binding
Source: RefSeq, a predicted model, not a curated record